Molecule: messenger RNA, 1094 nt
Organism: Drosophila erecta
Lineage: Eukaryota; Metazoa; Arthropoda; Insecta; Diptera; Drosophilidae
Gene: rnh1
Product: ribonuclease H1
Exons: 5
Coding region: 23-1018 (331 amino acids)
Biological process (GO): DNA replication, removal of RNA primer
Molecular function (GO): magnesium ion binding; RNA-DNA hybrid ribonuclease activity; nucleic acid binding
Source: RefSeq, a predicted model, not a curated record
CGAUAGACGACGCAACAAAAUUAUGUUACACCAGCGGUAUUUUUUCUCAAAACACUGCGCGAUGGCCUUUUACGCUGUAGCCAGUGGGCGAAGGACUGGAGUCUACGACUCUUGGGCAGAGUGCGAGGAGCAGGUCAAGGGUUAUAAGAACGCCAAAUACAAGAAGUUUAAAACGCGCCAGGAAGCGGAUCAGUUCGUUAAUGGCUGUAAGUCGUAUGCACCACAGGAUGUGGCCGUGCCGCUGGGCAGGGGACAGGCAGCACUAGCCAGUUGGAAGAACAGUACAGGAGUGAUUGGGAACCCCAAGUACACAGAGGAGUGGCCCGAAGAGAAUCACGAUCAAGCAGAGGAUGAUCUGAAUGCUGCCAUGAAUGAGGUGGAGGGAGAUCCCAUGCCAUCUGAUAGUAGCAACUUAGCAGACAUUCUAAAUCGCAAGCGGAAGGGCACGCACAGCAGUGAUAACCGGAACAAGAUCCCACGACAUGCCUCUCAGGUCAUAGAAGCCGCUGGACUCAAGCAAGUGGGUGCAUUCCAGUUUGAAAUCGAUGCAGAGGGCUAUGUAAUUGUGUACACAGAUGGCUCAUGCAUAGGCAAUGGACGACCCGACGCCUGUGCCGGCUAUGGUGUUUAUUUUGGCAAGAAUCAUCAGCUAAACGCAGCCAAGCCUGUGGAAGGUCGCGUUACAAAUAAUGUGGGUGAAAUACAAGCGGCCAUUUAUGCCAUAAAAACCGCCAUUGAUUUGGGAAUACAGAAGCUAUGCAUUAGCACAGACUCCCACUUUCUAAUUAACUCCAUAACCUUGUGGGUUACGGGUUGGAAAAACAGGGGUUGGACUCUAAAGAACAAUCAACCUGUGAAAAACGUUGUUGACUUUAAGGAACUAGAUAACCUGCUUCAGAGCAACAACAUUACCGUGAAAUGGAACUACGUGGAGGCCCACAAGGGCAUAGAGGGCAACGAAAUGGCAGACAAAUUGGCGCGACAAGGAUCCGCCAUGUAUAAGGAUAGAAAUCGCUGAUAAGCAUUUUUAAAUGGAGCGCCUUUGUAGUAUGUAUUUGAUGUGGCAACGCUGAAUAAAUUGAAGUUACACGACA